Henningerozyma blattae CBS 6284 is the source of this 930-nucleotide messenger RNA. RefSeq names its product bifunctional triacylglycerol lipase/ester hydrolase. NCBI's taxonomy places the organism in Eukaryota, Fungi, Ascomycota, Saccharomycetes, Saccharomycetales, Saccharomycetaceae. The record is from RefSeq and is a predicted model, not a curated record. The coding region runs from base 1 to 930 and encodes 309 amino acids. Gene Ontology annotation, molecular function: lipase activity. Gene Ontology annotation, biological process: lipid storage. Gene Ontology annotation, cellular component: lipid droplet. The transcript has a single exon.
AUGACUAUCCAAAUAUACCCGGAUUCCAGAUAUCCAACUUCUAUCGUUCACUUUCCACCUGCUAAGGAUUAUAAAAUUACAGAGGAUACUCCUCUUUUCAUUUGGAUACCUGGUAAUCCAGGGCUUUUAGAAUAUUAUACUAAAAUGCUAAGGUCUCUCCACGAUAAAUACCCUACUUGGGAAAUCCUUGGAGUCUCCCAUGCUGGUAUGUCUAAUGGGAAUCAAAUUAAAAAUGUCUUAUCAACUAAAGUGUAUACUUUAGAUGAGCAGGUAUCUCAUAAAGUGGAAGUAAUUAACAAUUUUUCAUCUCCAAAGAGAAAUAUAAUCAUUAUGGGACACUCAGUUGGUGCCUAUAUGGCUCAACGAGUAAUUAUGGAUUCUAAUUUAAUUGGUAAUGUUAUUAAGUUAGGCCUGGUUACGCCAACUGUCGUUGAUAUUCACAGAUCAGUAAAAGGAAUAAAAAUGACAAGGGCAUUUAAUUUGUUUAGAGAGCUUCCUAUAUUUUUGGGACUUUUAAGCACGCUGGCUUUCAGUAAGCUAUUUCCUGCAAUAUUUACCAGAUGGUUGUUAACGAUUAUAAUGGGAUGUAAAAACAAUGAUAAUCACGCAGCAGAUGCUUCUACUGUGUUUCUAACGAAUGGAUCAUUUGUAAAGCAAUGCUUAGGAUUGGCUUCUCAUGAAAUGAAACAUAUCAGAGAUGACUGGAACUUUCAGAAACGUUUGAUCGACUAUUGUAAUAAAGAAAAUGUCUCUACGUGGUUUUUAUUUAGUAGUACAGACCAUUGGGUUUCAGAUGAUACACGAAAUGAAUUGAUCAACUUUUAUAGAACAAAUUGUAAGUCUGAUAUUUUAGAUGUUAGCGUAUCAAACAUUAUCCCACAUUCCUUCGUGAUCAAUUUCUCGGAUUUUACUGUCAACAGUUAUUUUUAA